AUGGAAGCCGCCAUCCGCUGGUCGCCUCACGCCCACCAGCAGUCGCCGCAUUUCAUCAUCGUAGAUGUCGUCGGCAACCGGCUUCGCCUGUGUGAAGUCGACAAUGUCGACAAAAACACGGUCCGCUGGAAGCAGCUGGCUGUUCGCGACAAGUUGCCCAACUUCACCGCCUUCGAUUGGUCCAGAACCCACGAGCACUUUGUCGCCGUGGGCUCCGCCUCGGGCGAGGCCAGUCUGCUGGAGCUCGAUGCCGGCCGCCCCGAUUCCGUCUUCACUCAUUCCUUCCCCAUCAAGCACCAGCGCAAGUGCAACUCCAUCGCCUUCAGCACCAGCAACCUGCUGGCCACCGGUCUCGACAGGGUCCGCAAUGACUUUUGCAUGAACAUAUAUGACCUCAAUGCCGGCUCCUACACCGCCCAGCAGGAGCCUUACAAGAAGCUUGCCAGCUCCGAAGCCAUCACAAGCAUCAAGUUCUUCCCCGGUCAUCCCCAGACCCUUGUUGCCGGUGUGUCGCGUCAAUGCAUCCGCAUCUACGACCUUCGUGACUCGGCACCUGUCAGUGCAGCCCAAUAUGGGACUCGCCAGGUGCACAAUCUGGCCAUUGAUCCUUUGGACGAAAACUACAUCAUCUCCGCCGGCCCUACUGGAGAUCCGACCGUCAGUGUGUGGGAUCGCCGCUUUGCUUCGCGGCCAGGCCCUGCCACUCCCUCGACAGAGGCUCCUGCUGGUGCUGUGCUCGAACUGAGGCCUGCUGUCGACAACACCCACGGUGCAGCGGUCUGGGGCCUUCGCUUCUCCGGCACCAAACGCGGGUGUUUUGGUGCCAUCUCGAACACUGGCGAACUCAAGGUUGUCGAGGUGGCCCAGUUCGAGUCCAAGGACCAAGUGCCAGGCUCGUCGGGAAACGCAUCUCGAUACCAACACUUCACCAAAUACAGCCACACUCUCCACCACCCAUGGUAUGAUGCCGUCCAUGGCCAGGACGAGUCCACUCGGACCAUGGCCUUUGAUUUCAUGCCCGAAGGAUCCCCCAUCGGCACACACAGCACCAUCAACCUUCAGUACAACCGUGAAGUCAAGGUCACCAAGAUCCCCACCCAAUCCCCGUCCGUCCGUUUCACCGCGUUGGAUGAAAUCUACUGCAACCAAAUGGCCGUUGCGGAGCCUUCGCCACCGGAUGGGCCCAUUUCCGAAGAUCUCCUCAGGCUACAAACCCGCAUCACCGACGACGACAGAAGACCGUCGCAGGGCGCUUUCAAGGCCAAUACCGUCGGCGCUUUCGCCCGGUUCGACAAACUCAGCAUGGAAAACUUUGCCCACAAGGCUCCCGAUCGGGCAAAAGUAACGACAAGCCGUGAGCGCCACGAGGAACUUUUGACUCUAGGGUACCCCGGCGUGUCUCUGGGCAUCGCUGACAUGUUGAAGUCGUUUGGGAUCGCAAAGAGACGUGCAAAAGAGGGUUACUGUCUGGACUGUAAGAAAAACAAGCAGAUUCUCGCCAAUGACCAAUGGCUCGUGGGUCUAUGGGAGCUCGUGCAGCGUCUCGAUGAUCUGGCCAAGGAUGACGGCAUGGUUGCCGAAGGAGUCGACUUGAGCUAUCUCGGUGUCGCCUACAUUUGGGAAAACAGCCUCGGAGGCAAACAGAACGGGUAUCGACUCAUUGGCCGACCGUCAGUCUCGGCGCCCGACUUCCGCACCGUGAUCCGCGAGAUCGUGCAAGAAAAGGAGUAUCCGCCGUUCCAAGGGGUCAAGACGCAACGGCCAGAGCAUCGUCAGCUUUGCUUGGCCAUCUGCGGAUGGACGUUUUCGGCGCAGAGGAUACGAGAAAACUGCAAGGCUCUGAUCGAGCAGGGGCAGUACUACAAAGCCAUCGUGCUUGCAGUGUUCAAGGGGCACAAGGACAUUGCGCUCGAUUUCCUCAAGCAACUCGUCCGUCAGCGAUUGCUCCAGAACAUCGGGCUGGGCGCCGUCAUCGCGUGUGACACCGUGAACAAAGACCAGCGCGAGCUGUGCGAGUGGAUGGCUGAAGAGACGGAUGAUGCCUAUCUCAAGGCGCUUCUCCAAUACUUCAUCACGGCCGACUGGGAGGCGGUGGCCAAGAUCGAAGAGCUCUCGCUGGUGGACCGGGUCGGCGUGGCGUUGAAAUACCUAGACGACGACCAGCUGACGCAGUUCAUCAAGCUCGUCUCGCACGGGGCGCGCGUCUACGGCGACAUCGAGGGCAUCGUCUUCACCGGGCUCGGCGAGCGGGCCAUGGAUCUCUUCGAGCACAACAUCGCCAAGUUCGGCGACGUGCAGACGGCAGUGCUCGUCAUGGCGCGCACGAACCCGCUAUACGUGAGCGACCCGCGCUGGGAGUACUGGAAGGAGACGUACUUCAUGCAGCUGCAGACGUGGCGCUGCUUCAUCGAGCGCACCCGCUUCAUCGUCUCCCACAACCGGGUCGCCACCACCCGCGACGGCGUCUGCCUCAACAAACCCUUCCCCCGCCAAAUCACCAUCCGCUGCAUGCACUGCCAGCUCGCCCUCGCCCGCCGCGGCGGCCAGCUCGUCCCCCUCUCCUCAGACCAGCAACAACCAAACCCCACCGGCCCCGCCACCUCCACCACCACCACCACCACUCCCACCACCAUCCCCCCCUCAACAACCAGCGGCAUCGCCGCCGCCGCCGCCGCCGCCGCCGCCGCAGGCAAACCCGCCAAACCCGCAUCCAAAACACCCAACGCCAACACCACCGCCAACAACACCCCCAGCCACAACUCCGGCCUCGUCUGCCCCCGCUGCGGCCGCCGCAUGCCCCGCUGCGGCAUCUGCAUGAUGUGGCUCGGCAGCCCGGACCCGGCCACGGCGGGCGGCGCCGAGAGCCUCAAGACGGAGGACCCGGAGGCGCGCCAGAUGGUGUUUUGCAUGACGUGCGCGCACGGCUUCCACGGGCACCACGCGCGCGACUGGUUCGCCAAGCACAAGACGUGUCCGGUGCCGGAUUGUCAGUUGGGGCUCUUGAUCUUCCUCCAGGAUCCUUCCAUCUAUUGCUCGGGAAAUACCGACAAUGAUAUUGCUGGUAUCGGUGUUGUUUCGGUCUCUGUGGCAACAGCGUCCUUUGCAGUGAUCCUCUCAGUGCGUGCGGCAAUACUGGAUGGAGCCUCAUCCUCCGACGGCGUCCUACCGACCAAGCUGCGAAGUCAGAAGGAAUUGUACCCGGCUGACAUCCGAGCAUCAAACAAGGACAUGUUUAGCCGCGAAUGGGAACAUGUCGACCGCCUUUCUGAAAGCCAUUUCCACCUAAUAAUCUACCUGAGCUGUCUAUCCAGCAGCGCACAUCUGGCGAGCGUGGUGACCCUCAAGAGCUGUUUCAGAUCAAAAUCUGUUCCGGCUCGAAUCCGCCUCAAGCUCGUCGUCGUGUUUGCCCUCCGCCUGGCGGUCUCCUUGAUGAUAUCAUGGCCUCCCGGCUUCUCCGCCGUAGCCUACAUCGUCGUCAAGAAGGGGACGGCAACGAUUACAAGCUGGGUACCGGCUACCCCGCACUCCUGGUGCCUGGACGUGCUCGCAGCUCUCCUUCUCCUCUACCCCUUCUGGAUCGCCAUCAUCAACAUCUCCGAAGGCCUCAAGCAGACAGUGAGGCGGCAAAUCAGCAGCAUGUGGCAUUCCAAACGCCGCUGGCUGCCAGCCUACUGGCUCCACUCAGCACACCAUCGCUCGGACAUGCACGGAGGGCAGAAACAUCGCCUACACCGGACAACGGAGAAACGUGUCAAGGGGCUUUUCUGGUCCCUGCUGCUCGGAUCCACCCGCACGGCAUUCUUCCAAAAGCUAUUUUCCUUCAUCGCGUCAUUCGUAUUUGUCACUUUGCAGAAGACGCUCGAUACCCCAGAGCGAUACGGAAACGGACUGUGCGAUCCCACCACUACCGGGGCGGGACGCUGGGGGUGUUGGCCAGCUCUUGCCAUUGUGCUUGCUUUGCCAGCCGGCGCUUUCUGGCGUGGUAGCGUACUACGGUACUAUGUCGACGAGAUGUGGGAUUUGUUAACCACUGAGACGUUUUGCUAA
This is a messenger RNA of Diplodia corticola, 4047 nucleotides long. RefSeq names its product wd40 repeat-like protein. NCBI's taxonomy places the organism in Eukaryota, Fungi, Ascomycota, Dothideomycetes, Botryosphaeriales, Botryosphaeriaceae. Gene Ontology annotation, cellular component: cytoplasm. Gene Ontology annotation, biological process: positive regulation of TORC1 signaling. Bases 1 to 4047 code for a protein of 1348 amino acids. The record is from RefSeq and is a predicted model, not a curated record. The transcript has 5 exons. Gene Ontology annotation, molecular function: protein binding.